AUGAAGCCAACUUAAGUUUAUUAAAAUCGUGUGGUGAGUCUUCUGAGCUGUAAUUCAACAUAGAGUAGUCCAAUAACUACGAGUGAAUUGAACGAUUCAAUUGAAUACUAUAUGGACUAAAAAGACUAUCAGACAGAAGUGGAAAUAGUAAGGUAUCUACAUAGUUUGGGAGUGCGAACAAAAACUGAUCCUUUAAUAAAAGAGCAGCAAUAUUGGAAAGAAAGAAAAGAAAAGAGUUAUAUAUUGUUAGAGAAUAUUAUGAACUCUUCUGAAAGAUUAGUCUUAAAUCCAAGUGUAAAUCGGUUGAUGAGAAAGAGUGUAACUUAAAUUUCGAGGAAUUCAAAUAGUCCCUAUUUCUUACUGGAUUAAUUAUGA
Paramecium sonneborni is the source of this 375-nucleotide messenger RNA. Lineage: Eukaryota; Ciliophora; Oligohymenophorea; Peniculida; Parameciidae. The record is from the annotation of a GenBank genome assembly.